UAAUAAUUCAUCAUGAUAAGAUCUAUUCACAGUUACGCAAUCUUAUUUUGUAAAUUGUAACUUGUAUGGUACUGACUGCACAGAAUCCGCCGACCACCUUUAUACUCUGGACGUAAUGGCUGCAGAAUUUGAUUGGUUCAAUCAUAUGGAAGAGGUUAUGAAAAAUCGUGGAGAGACUACUACCCAGAAAGAGCUAAAAGACGUUUAUUCAUCUUGGAGUACAACAUAUGAAAAGAGCAUAGUAGGUGACCAUGAGUACAAAGGUCCUACUGUCGCAGCCGAACUGUUGACACAAAAAUUGAAAGAAUUUGGAUUUAGCAAUGACGCUCGCAUUAUGGAUCUUGGCUGUGGUACCGGCCUAGUUGGGGAACAGCUGCAGAAGCGUGGCUACAAAAAUAUCGAUGGCAUAGAUUUAACUCCAGCAUUGCUGGAAAUUGCCAAAGCCAAAGGAAUAUAUGGCUCUUUGAGGCAGGGAACCAUGGGCUCACCACAGUGCAAGGAAUUGGGUGUUGAAGCCAAUCAGUAUGACGCCGCCAUCUGUGUUGGAGUGUUGACACUUGCGCACGUGAAAAAUGAAGGCUUGGAUGAUAUUGUACACGUGGUAAAACCAGGAGGAUUGGCGUGCUUUGGCAUCCGGGAGUUUGCUUUCACUGAUCCGCAAGGUGGUUACCAGCAAAAAAUUGAGCAACUUUGCAAAGAGGGGAAAUGGAAAUUGCUUGUGAAGCAUCACGAGUCGGCCUACCUCAAGGACGGCGGUGCUAUAUUAUUUGUAUACCAAAUUUUAUAAGAUAAUGAAAUGUCUAACUUCUCUAUUUUCAAGGCAUUCUAUAUUUUUAGCACGGUUCAUUAUAAUUACGUAAACUACUUAGUGCUACUAUCACAUAGGAUAAUAUCUCAUAGGAUAAUCAUUGUGUAACCCAGUGUGUGAUUGGUUGUGUUAUUUCUGUACGGUUUAUUUAAAUAAAAGCUGAUUCAAAACGUG
Dendronephthya gigantea is the source of this 982-nucleotide messenger RNA. Its product is annotated as methyltransferase-like protein 27. The record is from RefSeq and is a predicted model, not a curated record. Bases 116 to 787 code for a protein of 223 amino acids. NCBI's taxonomy places the organism in Eukaryota, Metazoa, Cnidaria, Anthozoa, Malacalcyonacea, Nephtheidae. The transcript is spliced from 2 exons.